Molecule: messenger RNA, 1373 nt
Organism: Polypterus senegalus (gray bichir)
Lineage: Eukaryota; Metazoa; Chordata; Cladistia; Polypteriformes; Polypteridae
Gene: glrx3
Product: glutaredoxin 3
Exons: 11
Coding region: 37-1017 (326 amino acids)
Source: RefSeq, a predicted model, not a curated record
AUUUUUUUUCUUCGAUUACUCAGGUCUGUUCCCAGCAUGGCGAACUUGGUGGAAGCGAAAUCUAUUCAGCAAUUUUUAGAACUACAACAGGCGGCCGGCAAGUCGCUUCUGGUUGUCCAUUUUUGUGCAUCAUGGGCUCCACAAUGUGCUCAGAUGAACAAUGUGAUAGCAGAGCUAGCAAAAGAGCAUUCACAGGUUACAUUUGUCAAGCUUGAAGCAGAGGCUGUACCUGAGGUAUCUGAGAAAUAUGAGAUCAGUUCUGUUCCAACAUUUCUUUUCUUUAAGAAUUCUCAGAAGAUUGAUAGAUUGGAUGGAGCACAUGCUCCUGAACUCACCAAGAAAGUAAAGCAGCAUGCUUCAAGCAGUGCUGUCCCUGUUGGAACUGUGGAAUCUAGCAAAGAGGAUUUAAAUGAACGACUUAAGAGGCUGAUCAAUGCUGCACCUUGCAUGCUCUUUAUGAAGGGAUCUCCUCAAGAGCCCCGCUGUGGUUUUAGCAGACAAAUUGUGGAUAUUUUCAAGCAGCACAAUAUCCAGUUCAGCAGCUUUGACAUUCUGUCAGAUGAUGAGGUGCGACAAGGGCUGAAGACAUUUUCCAAUUGGCCAACAUAUCCUCAAGUGUAUGUCAGUGGGGAACUAGUUGGUGGACUUGAUAUUAUUAAGGAGCUGGCACAAUCAGGAGAACUAGAAAAGACCUGCCCCUCAGCAGUCACCUUAGAGCAUAGGCUGAAAUCAUUAAUAAAUAAAAAUCCAGUAAUGCUGUUUAUGAAGGGUAAUAAGACGAUGGCAAAAUGUGGCUUCAGUAGGCAGAUACUGGAAAUAAUGAAUGAAACUGGGAUUGAUUUUGACACAUUUGAUAUACUGGAAGAUGAAGAGGUUAGACAAGGUUUAAAGACUUACUCCAACUGGCCAACAUACCCACAACUUUAUGUAAAAGGUGAAUUGAUUGGAGGACUUGACAUAGUUAAGGAGUUAAAAGAAAGUGGUGAUCUACUAUCUGUUUUGAAAGGAGAAAAUUAAAUAUCAAGAAUCAACAUUUUAGAGAUUGGGAACAAAGUAUACGUUACAUGGUUAUAUAAUGUAUCAGUUGGUGCGUCUUCUCAGGAUACCUGCUAAUAAAGAACAGCAUGUAUACUUAGUUGCAUUGUGAUCUUAAAUCCUCUGUAUGUUUUGGUCUAUUACUAUUAAAAUAAACAGUAAACAAAAUUGUAAAACACUUUAGUGGUUUUCAUAUUUUUCAGAUUAAUGACGCUGUAAACAACCUCAGAUGAAAUGGAAAUUAGUAAAAUACUAUGUUUAAGCAAUUCAAGUAAAUAUAAAAAAGAUAAGUUUAAUAUUUCAGUUAAAAUGAAUAAAUGUUGUAGGUUAAUCAGUAA